Molecule: messenger RNA, 992 nt
Organism: Vitis riparia (riverbank grape)
Lineage: Eukaryota; Viridiplantae; Streptophyta; Magnoliopsida; Vitales; Vitaceae
Product: protein unc-13 homolog
Exons: 7
Coding region: 115-738 (207 amino acids)
Source: RefSeq, a predicted model, not a curated record
UAUGCAAUUAGUCAACUGAAUAAGUUGGAAGAUAGCAUUUGGGAGCGAUGGACAAGGAAAAAGCCUCAGGAAAGAUCUAUCAAGAGGUCCACGGAUGAGAAAUCAAGAAGUUCCAUGCAAAAGGACACAUUUGAUGGGAGUAGGAAAGAUAUAAAUGCAGCUAUAGACCGAAUCUGUGAGUACACAGGAACUAAAGUUAUUUUCUGGGAUUUAAGAGAGCCUUUUAUUGACAACCUGUAUAAGCCCAAUGUUACUCACUCUAGGUUGGAAGCAAUUGUUGAACCACUUGAUAUGGUACUAAAUCAAUUAUGUGAUAUCAUCGUGGAGCCACUCAGAGAUCGCAUUGUGACAGGUCUCCUUCAAGCAGCACUGGAUGGCCUACUCCGUGUCAUAUUAGAUGGAGGCCCAUCACGUGUUUUCUUCCCCAGUGAUGCUAAACUAUUAGAAGAAGACUUAGAGGUCUUAAAGGAAUUCUUUAUUUCUGGAGGAGAUGGGCUUCCUCGAGGAGUGGUUGAAAAUCAAGUAGCACGUGUUCGACAUAAGAUAAAGUUGCACAGCUAUGAGACUCGAGAAUUGAUCGAAGACUUGAAAUCUGCAAGUGGGUCAGAAAUGCAGGGUGGCAGAAGCAAUCUGGGUGCUGAUACCAAUACCCUAUUGAGAAUUUUAUGUCACAGGAGUGAUUCAGAGGCUUCUCAUUUCCUCAAGAAACAAUUCAAGAUACCCAGAUCAGCUGCUUAGGCAGAAUAUGUAUUGGUAGGCACUCGUUUAUGUUAAUAUAAUUCAUUGAUUUUAAGGGAAAUAAUGAGAUUAGAGUCUUGUUAUAUUAUUCUUUUCGCAUUUGUUGUAUCUUUGUAUCUUUUCCUUAACGUUUAAGAACUUCUUGUGUAGACAUCUUGGCACCUGAAUUUAUAGUGUUCUCUUUAUUGAAAACCUCUCCCUUUCAAAAACUGAUUGUUUCUCUUGUACCCCAAAACUAAAUCUUUGAUUUUUCA